GUAAUCAAAUUGUCCUCAGAUGCGUCUUGAUCAUCGUUUUAUCACAUCGCGUUCUUUGUGUACUAUAAGAGAAACAAUGAAGUUAAUAAUACCAAUCGUAACUGUGAUUUUUUUUAACUUAGUAAGUGCCGGUCGUAUACGAGGUUACGAUUACAAAUUUGAAGAUGCGGAUAAAACUCCUGCAGUUCAAUAUAAUUUAGAUGAUGCUCCAAAAUUAUUUCAAGAGUUCAUACAAACAUAUGGAAGGAAAUAUAAUACUCAAGAAGAAUACACGAACCGCUAUAAAAACUUUUAUAAUAAUUUGAUUGAAAUCAACAAACUGAACUCGCAAAAGUCAUCUGCUACUUUCGGUAUCAACAUGUUUGCAGAUCUAGCAGUUGGUGAAGAUCCAACAGUGGCGUUUAGUUUGAGCGACAGUAAACGCAGCCAAGAAAGGCUACGAUUACGAGUUUGAAGACUCAGACGAGACUACCGCAAUACAAUACAAAUUAAUAGACGCGCCAAAAUUAUUCCUAGAGUUCAUACAAUCAUACGGAAGAGAGUACAAAACUGAGCAAGAAUACCUCAAGCGUUAUCGUAACUUUGUAACGAAU
Galleria mellonella (greater wax moth) is the source of this 593-nucleotide messenger RNA. Its product is annotated as cathepsin F-like. NCBI's taxonomy places the organism in Eukaryota, Metazoa, Arthropoda, Insecta, Lepidoptera, Pyralidae. The coding region runs from base 20 to 454 and encodes 144 amino acids. The record is from RefSeq and is a predicted model, not a curated record. The transcript has 2 exons.